Messenger RNA from Iphiclides podalirius (scarce swallowtail), 366 nucleotides. The record is from the annotation of a GenBank genome assembly. NCBI's taxonomy places the organism in Eukaryota, Metazoa, Arthropoda, Insecta, Lepidoptera, Papilionidae.
AUGGCUAGUCGUUGCGAUAGUAAUACUGCUCAGUACGAGAGGAACCGCAGUUUCGGACAUUUGGUUCAUGCACUCGGCCGAGCGGCCGGUGGUGCGAAGCUACCAUCCGCGGGAUUAUGCCUGAACGCCUCUAAGGCCGAAGCCAGCCUAGCCGAAUCCGGCAAGGAUAUGCUCACUGUGGAGCUCCGAGAGUCGGGAGGCUCUAAACAAUGUGACUUUACUAGUCGCGCUGCACUCGUGCGGCGAGACGUCGAAGCCCAUUUGGAUCUCGUUACCAACCAGAGGCGUCGUCGGCUCUGCUGUGCGACGCCGGGACGCAAAGCUCCCACUGGAAACACCAUGCUGCAGGCCGGUGUCAUCGAGCAG